UCUUCCUGCUCUUGUCUCUCUGCUGUCCCAGAUCCAAUGGAGAAGACAGGCAGGCAGCACCUGCUGGAAGCCCUGAAGGAGUUGGGGGGCCGGGAGCUGAAGGAGUUAAGGGCCAAGAUCAGUCAGGUCUGGCUGAAGAGGGGGCUGGAGGGCUGGGGGCUGCUGAGGGGAGCAAAGCCCUUCCACCCCUCUCUAUGGCUGACGGUGGAUGCUGGGCUGGAGGUGACGGUGGAGGGGCUGAGAGCUGUGAACCGGGGUGAUCUGGCAGAGGAAUUGGCUGCAUUGCUGGACGCUUAUGAGGAGCAGCGCCGGGAGCAACGAUCAGCCACCUCCAGAGCCAGAGAUUGCCUGCUCUGCACCUUGAAUGAGCUGGGGGAGGACGAGCUUGGGAGGUUCAAGGUCAAGCUGGCUGACAUGGGACUGAAAGGGGGUUACAACCCCAUCCCUUGGGGCCGGCUGGGGAAAGCGAAGCCUGCAGAGGUCGCCACGGAGCUGAUCAACCACUACGGGGUGCGUUGUGGCUUGGAGAUGGCUGGGGAAGUGCUCAGGGCUAUCAGACGGGGGGAGCUGGCAGGGGGACUGGCCGAGGCUCUGGAGACUUACGAGGAGCGAUGCAGGGAGCAGAGACUGGCCCUCUGCAGAGUGAGAGAGAUGCAGGCACGAACAGUGGGCAGCUUGGGCGAGGAGGAUCUCAGGAGGAUCCAGGAGAGAGCGACUGAGACCCAUCCACAGGGAGGCCCUACGGUUAACCCCUGGGGAGGGCAGGAGAGAGCAGAGGUCAUGGAGCUGAUUGAGGAGCUGGUCAGCACCUAUGGAGAAGGCCAUGCUGUGUGGAUGACCCAGGAGAUGCUGAGAGCCGUGAGCCAGGGACCCCUGGCUGAGCGACUGGCUGAGGCCACCGGGAUAGCAGGAGAUGGACCCAGUGGGGAGGACCUCACCACGGACCCCUCGGGGAAGCAGAAGAAAUGCACAUGGUGUGUGACAGAGGAGGACCUGCCAGAAGUGACACCAGAGCUUGUGCUAGAGUCCGAGGGGAAGCCCAGAUCCUACAGGGUUCACCUCCCAGGGCCAGGCUCCUUCCGCUGCUCUGAAACCGAACUGGGGUUUGAGGUGAGGGCAGCUGUGACCAUCCAGUAUGGAUACGGCUCCUGGGAUCGGCAUCUGAGCGCAGCUGAGAAGCAGCAAUGGAUGGUGGCCGGCCCUUUGUUCAACAUCCAGGUGGAACUGGCUGAGGCUGUGGCAGCCGUUCACCUCCCGCACUUCCUGUGCCUCGCAGGUACAGCAAACAAGAGCAGCAGAGAUGCUGUUCUGCCCCAGAUGCGAAUCGCUCACUUCGUUGACGGGAGGAUGACUCUGGAGGAGCCAACACAGGUGAGGCCGUUCCAUGCCGUGCUGGAGAACCCCAGUUUCUCCUUCAUUGGGGUGCUGUGGAAACCCAUCUAUGCUGUGUUUCCGUUCAUACCCAUCCACUCCGUGGUGCUGAUCUACCAGGUAGUCAAGGCUGCAGCCAUCACCCUCCACCUCUACCUGAUCCCCAAUGACCGCUCGCUCAUACAGGCAGUGGAAGAAGAGGAGAAAAAGCACCAGUCCAUACAGGUGCUCAAGCCCCCUCAGACGAAGCCCCUCUACUUUGGCUCUUGUUACACUGUGUCCAGUUCGCUGGACUUGGAGGUAACCCCCGAGAGAAGCAAUGAAAUCUCUGGGGGACAUGAAUUCUGCACUCACACAUUUCAUUGCCUGGGAAAAUCUGAAUUUCAGCAUUUCUUACCAAUUCAGCACAUUUCGAAAUCGCAUUUCCCACUACAUGGAAAUUCUGGUUCCUGCGGAGCUCUGCCUGCUGCAUCCCACAUGGAAGUGGACUUUUGCUACAUGAGUCCAGAGGACCAGCAGUCGUUCAUGGAAAUCUACACCAAGGACAUGAGGGAGGGACUCAAACUCAUCGUACUGAUGAAACGCUACGGGGAAGUUGUCUGGAAGGUCUUGGUAAGACCAGAGGACGUGAUGCUUUCGGGUUCAUCCUCUGAAAAGUUCAAGGGGCUUCGCAAACUGCUCCCUGAACUGAAACAAGAGUUUAUUGGACUAUGCAGCCAGAGAGAGCGCAGGGUGUUGCCAUCAGCUGCCUGGAGCUCACUGGCACGGCCUGUGGAUGAGGAAGCAGAGGGAGAGCCAGGCAGUGGUGCUACACUCAGGACAGUGGCUAACGAGCACAGUGACUGGCCAGCAAAGGUGUCGAGUGGGGGCUCCUGGGAAGUGAUCCAGUGUCUGAGAAGCGAGUUAACGACAAUCCUCCAGAGCGAUGCAGAGACUGUGGUCAGCGCUGCCGACGCCCACCUCCUCCUCACGCAGGGAGAGUACCUCGCCCUGAACCGGCUGGAGGAUCCGGAGAUCAGGGUCGCCACAUUGAUUGAUAUGGUGCUGGCCAAGGGGGACCAGGCCCAUCAGCUGUUCCUGGACUGUCUGAGAAACCUGUUCUUCACCUUCCCUGCCCUGGAGCCUAUUGUCACGGGGUUACAAACCAGCUUCCAAGAAGAUGUGGCUAUCCCCAGGCCUGGAGCACAGAUAGGAAGUUCAGUCAGUGCUGAAGGAGAACAUUUUGUGGACCGGCACCGAGCAGAGCUGAUUCAACGGGUCUCUAUGGUGGAUGGGGUCCUGGACAUGCUGUGUGGCACUGUGCUGGAUAACGAGCAGUACCAGAGCAUCCGAGCCGAGAGAAGCAACCCGGAGAAGAUGCGGAAGCUGUACGAGCUCAUGCCGAGCUGGAACCGGGUCUGCAAGGACCGGCUCUACCAGGUGCUGAAGUCCAAGCACAAGUUCCUCAUUGAAGAGCUUGAAGGGAAAUGAUCGCAAUAAACUGUCCCUCCUCCUGGAGCGACUGUGCCUAGAGUCCAUUCCAUGGCACUCAGGAGUCCAGCUCUGGUUCUUCUCGCUCUUCACCCAGGAUCCAUUGUGGUGAGGGUCCGGAAUCUGGUUCUGGUCCUUCAAUCUGUCAAUCAGUGCUUGUCUGGUCUUUAUCCUCCCCACUAUGCACAUCCUCUAUCAUCGUCAUAGCUGGGUCUCCAACAGGGGGCUCCAUCCAUGCCCCUCCCUCUGGCCUCUGCUCAGGCUGAACCUGGGUGGAGAGUCCAUCAAAGGCCCCAGUUCCCUGCUCACUUUCCGAAAGCAAUGGCGCUGGAGCACCAUCUCCGUUCUCUGGCUGGCUUUGCUCCUGACUGCCAACCCCGGAGCCCUCAGCUCCUGCCCUGCCCUUGUGGCUGGCUCUGACACCGCAGCCUCACACUGCCCCUUAGCAUCCGUCUGGGGCAACCUUCCCCUACCACUGCCUGGAGCACAGACUCCUCCCUGACUCUGCAGCCAGGGUCCCCAGCACAGACACAGAUUUUAUCUAUGGGUCUCAAUGCACUGAACUCUUGGAAAGUAAAUAGCAUUACGUAUCUGUAAUAGGCCUCGCUUGGGAGGAGGGCUGGUUGGUAGGGUAGCAUCACCAAGUGAUCAGGGCUUAGGCCCAAGACCUUUAGGAAGUUGUUGGUAAAGGAGCCUGGUCUCUCCGACUCCAGCAGGCUCAGACUCAAGCAGGGCCGUCCUUAGGAUUUAUGGUGCCCUAGGCGGAAUUAUUAAACUGGUGCCCCUGUGUCUGUCUUGC
Molecule: messenger RNA, 3640 nt
Organism: Gopherus evgoodei (Goodes thornscrub tortoise)
Lineage: Eukaryota; Metazoa; Chordata; Testudines; Testudinidae
Exons: 13
Coding region: 37-2841 (934 amino acids)
Biological process (GO): innate immune response; inflammatory response; regulation of apoptotic process
Cellular component (GO): canonical inflammasome complex
Source: RefSeq, a predicted model, not a curated record